UGUUGAAGCAUUGGUGUCUGUUUGGACUAAUAUUUCUAUUUAAUUCUACUGGUUAGUUAUGUAUUUUUCUACUGAGAUGUAGUUUUCUUGUUUCUGUUUGUAGAUGGCAUCUGAAUUUGAGGAUGUGCUGAGCUAGUAUGUUCAUGAGGAUGAGCUGAAUGCACGCCAACUUGCCAUUGCGAAUGCACGUGAACGUGCCCUUGCAGAUGCAUAAACAGAUGAACGUUCCCAGAAAUAAUCACUAUGUUGUGCUUCCAUUUCUUAUAUACAUGUGUCUAGCACUUUCUCAAUUUGGUCUAUAUGGUCAUGACCGAAGACCGGACCGAAAAGACCGAAGACCGAAUACAUAAAGACCGGAAAGACUGAAUGUAUUUUGGGUAGUAUUUCUGGAUGACCGAAAUUUGUGAAGACCGAAGAGACCGGACCGAGCAAACCGAACAAACCGAACGCCCGGGCAGAACCACACCCAGCGACGCCGACGAAGAUGCUGAGGCGCUCAGCUUCGUCGUCUUCUUCCCCUAUUUAUACGGCACUCGCGCGCCUCACCAAGCUCAACAGCAACAACAACAGAAGCAGCAAUCGUCUUCUUCUCGCGUCCAGGAAGACAAGUAGAGCGAUCAUGUCGUCGUCGUCUGCCGCGGUCACAGCACCGUUCGAGAACCCCAGGGCGGUGGUGAGGAAGCUGCUCUCGGAGUCCCAGCCCGAAGGUCGCGGCGCCACCGUCAGGCGGAGCAUCGGCAGGCACGAGCUCCGGAACCUGGACCCCUUCCUCCUGCUCGACGAGUUCGCAGUCUCCAAGCCCGGCGGGUUCCCCGACCACCCGCACCGUGGGUUCGAGACCGUCACCUACAUGCUCGAGGGUGCCGUCACCCACCAGGACUUCUCCGGACGCAAGGGCACCAUCAGGGCAGGGGAUGUUCAGUGGAUGACGGCGGGGCGCGGCAUCGUGCACUCGGAGAUGCCCGCAACCGACGGCGUGCAGAAGGGCCUGCAGCUCUGGAUCAACCUCCCCGCCAAGGACAAGAUGACCGAGCCCCAGUACCAGGAGCUGCAGAGCAAGGACAUAAGCGAGGCCUCGAGGGGCGGCGUGGACGUCCGCAUCAUCGCCGGCGAGGCGUUCGGGGUGCGGUCGCCGGUGUACACGCGGACGCCCACCAUGUACAUGUACUUCACCAUGCGGCCGGGCUCGCAGCUCCACCAGCCCAUCCCGGCGGGGUGGAACGCCUUCGUGUACAUCAUCGAGGGGGAGGGCGCGUUCGGCGGGGAGGACGCCGCGCCGGCCACCGCGCACCACUGCCUCGUGCUCGGCGCCGACGGGGACGGCCUCAGCGCGUGGAACCGCUCCGGCGCGCCGCUGCUGUUCGCGCUCGCGGCGGGGCAGCCGCUCAGGGAGCCCCUGGUGCAGCAGGGUUUGUUUGUGAUGAACACGCGCGCCGAGAUCCAGCAGGCCAUGGAGGACUACUACCACGGCCGCAACGGAUUCGAGAAGGCCAAACAGUGGACCUCCGCAUGAACCUCAAUGUUCGGCAUCCUCUUCUACGCGCCAAAAAUGACAAGGAAAAGGCAACUGUUCUUCUAUUGAUACUUUUGUGUAGAUAGAGUGUACCAGUCUUUUGUUUCUUCAAAUUUUUUUGCUUUUUUAUUUAUGGUAAACAUUGUUAUAAAAGAAAUGUGUGUAAUAAAGAGGAAUUCAUAGAAAGUGCUUUUCGUUGCUGG
Messenger RNA from Lolium perenne, 1716 nucleotides. RefSeq names its product pirin-like protein. The record is from RefSeq and is a predicted model, not a curated record. Lineage: Eukaryota; Viridiplantae; Streptophyta; Magnoliopsida; Poales; Poaceae.